CAGCCUCAGAAACUGGGGACCUGAGAUUGCAAAUCCGUCCUCUUUUCCCUGACACGACACGAUGCAGCCUGGUCAAAGACCCAUCUGGAGGAUACAAGCCGGCUUCACGAAUGGACUACCCCGCAUUCUCGAUCUUGAGAAACAAUAUCAAUUUCCGCAAUCGAGAGCCUUGUCUCGUCGUCUCCAGGGACGAUAUGCUAUGUACUCUUUAACAGAGUAAGCCAGAGCCUCAACAAGUGCGCGCACCACAGUGACAGAGCAGUUGGGGGCGGUACAAGGGAAUAACAAAACCACUAACCAUGAAAAAACCACUAUUCAAAACCCAUUUAGUUUACACCAAAAUUACCCGAGCCUUCUUAUCGCUCAUCUGGGUGUCAGAAGAUUUGAGACCUUACAUCAGUUGAGAAAAUAAAGUAGUCAAAGAGGAUACUAAAUUUAUCCUAAACUAUCCUAAGACUGUCUAAAAAUCUUUUUGUCACUUAGGAUUUUGGACCUGUGAAGUGGUGUCCAAGGUCCGACUGGCGUUCUUUAGCCGCGUCCAUUCUGCUCGAACCUCGCUCGAAGGGCCGCCUCAUGGGCACGACGUCGCUGAAGCUCAUCUGCCGUGGGAGUCCUGAACUGGGGAAGGCCAGCUCCCGACGGAGGACCGAAGCUGUAUUGUGCAGACAUGUUUGGUUGACUGCUUGCAGGUCUGGGUCCAGUUUGAUGAUUGCCUGAGGCAUGGUUGUAGCCAGAUGCCCCGGGAACGUUCAACGGAUACAUCGCGGGGUGGCGCAGAGACUGAAGAUUCCCCAAGGAAGGAUGAUUCGUGGUGACUCCGGUUGUGAGCGGAUCCCCGUCUAUGCAAGAGUUUUGCACCUGACGUCCUGGACGCAUUGGGAUGUUCAGGUGAGGAAGAAGAUCCUCAGUCGCAGUGGGAACCUGGCCAGGAGAAGACAUUGGGCCAGGAGGACUGCUUCCCAUCGUCAUCUCAUUAGCAAGCUGCUGCUGAGGUAGCAUAGGGGAGGACCAGGGGGUAUUCGCAUUGUGAGAAGACGCAAUGCCACGAGGAUUCAUUCCCACCCGGGCCUGCUGUUGAGGUAGCAUAGGGGAAGACCAAGGGAUAUUUCCGUUGUGAGAAGACGCAAUGCCACGAGGAUCUAUUCCCAUCCGCGCCUGCUGAGAGGCAUAAUACUGAUCCCGUCUAUGAUUAGCAAGCAACUCAUUCCAGAUUGAAGCCGCCUCAGGGUGAGCAGCAAGCCAAGCAGGAUCGUUCAAACACUGAAAAUCAGCUCUGCUUGGCAUAUGGAAGCGGAAUGCCUGUUGUUGAUAAGGUACAGGAAUUCUUGGCGUAAUAGGCCUAUAACGAGGGGGCUUGGCCUUGGCCUCAUCGGACUCCUCAGGUUUCACCUUCUUAGUCGCGGGCUGGCCAUUUCCAUUUCUAUCGGCAGGUCGCUUUGCGGCUCGAGGCGAGGGCUUGGGUUCCCUGGCUCUCUUUACACCUCGGGCUCUGGCCUGAGGGAUAGGUUUGACAUUAGGUUUGGCACUCGGAGCAGAUGGAGACUUGGGGACACUGGCGUCCGUAGCUGUUGGGGUCUUAGCCUGCUGUCUGUUCUGGACAGCUGGUGCUGCGUUCGUAGGGGUAGGGGCUUCAGUGACGGGGCUCUCAGGUUUUAUAGUCCCGUUCGUUUCGUUGUUGGAAAUCCUGGCGACGGUUGUUGGAAAACCUCCAAUAGCAGAGUCAUCCCUUUCAGGUUCACUGACUGUUUGGUUGGUCGAAGGAGAUUCUUCUUUUUGAUCUUGGCCUUUGCCAGCGUUGGGAUCCGCAGGAAACUGAGCAUUUGAAAAUAGGUAGGCGCUUUCGCCGAGUUGAUGAUCCGAAGAUCCAGUCUGCUCGGGCGCGGAGGUGUUGGGUGGUGCCGCUUGAUCUACAAACGUUUGCGCUUGAAGGGAAUUCUGCAUGUUGGUAGAGACAUUACUCUGUUGAGCAGCCGUAUCAUCGGCCCAGAAUAGAUCAAUAGCUUGUUGUAGGCGACGUUCAGUUUCCUCACGACUGUACGUCGGUGGGUUGGUGAAGGUUUGCUGUGGGAAGGGAGACACCACGGUGAGAUCCCAAUCUAUGGAAAAGUUCAGGGCGGUCUUGUCGUCGCC
Fusarium odoratissimum NRRL 54006 is the source of this 2130-nucleotide messenger RNA. RefSeq lists its product as uncharacterized. The coding region runs from base 1285 to 1824 and encodes 179 amino acids. Lineage: Eukaryota; Fungi; Ascomycota; Sordariomycetes; Hypocreales; Nectriaceae. The record is from RefSeq and is a predicted model, not a curated record. The transcript has a single exon.